Molecule: messenger RNA, 3360 nt
Organism: Cotesia glomerata
Lineage: Eukaryota; Metazoa; Arthropoda; Insecta; Hymenoptera; Braconidae
Gene: KrT95D
Product: phosphofurin acidic cluster sorting protein 2
Exons: 12
Coding region: 119-2707 (862 amino acids)
Biological process (GO): protein localization to plasma membrane
Source: RefSeq, a predicted model, not a curated record
GUACUGGCUGACCGGGUCUUAGCUGUUUUAUUUCACAGAUUACAGAUCAGUUCGCCGUGGAGUGCGGCAGUGUGUAGGUGUGGUGUGUGUAAUUGGUGGUAGGCCGCACGGCCAAAUAAUGGCGGAACGGACAAAAGUGACGGCUCCAGCGAGCCGGCCAGUGCCAAUGAAGCUCUUUGCUACCUGGGAAGUUGAUCGCACACCACCGAAUUGCAUACCCAGAUUGUGCACAUUGACCCUUACUCGGCUUGUGAUUCUCCGGCCUUUGGGCGCAGAUCUGGCUUCCAUCAGCAUCGCAGUUAAGAUGCAAAGCUCCAAAAGGACAUUACGUUCCAACGAAAUGGUUAUUCCAUCGGGCGGAAUUCUCGACACUGAACUGGAACUGCAGUUUGCCCUUCAAUACCCGCACUUUCUCAAACGCGAAGGCAAUAAAUUGCUGAUACUCCUGCAGAGAAGAAAGAGAUACAAGAACCGUACAAUGCUAGGGUACAAAACAUUAGCAGAGGGUGUAAUAAAUAUGGCUCAAGUCCUGCAGAAGCAAAUGGAUCUUGAGUUAGAGCUAGUGUCAGAUAAAGCGGAAAAAUAUGGCGGGCAUUCAGUGGUAUUGGCUAAAGUAAAUGUUAUUGCAUUGAGCUCACAGCCGGUUGAUCAGGACAAAAGACUGCUCAACGAUCCAAACGAGCGACUUGGUCCAGAAUACAGCGACGAGGAAGAAGAAUUCAGCUCUGAAGGCGAAGCUGAGGGCAGUGACAGUGAGCCUACUUUAGAAGUCCACAGGCGGAAAAAUAGAAAUAAAAUUCCUCCGAAUGCUCGACAAAGAAACUUGAAGCAAAAGUUUAUUGCUCUACUCAAGCGGUUCCGAGUUUCAGAAGAGCUGGAACACGACCAGGAAGAGAUUGGACAAAAGUUAUCGGGCGGUGACAUGGAAAUUGAAGAACUCUUUGAUGAGUUAGAGGACUUGUCGGAUAGCGGGCCUGAGUUGGAUACGAUGUCUGUUAGCAGUACUCCAAAGCCAUCACUGAGGCCGUUCUUCAGCUCUAGUCGUUCACUUUUAGCACCACCUCACCCCGUAGUUACCAAAGAGGAGAGUGCCACUAAUACCACAACAGCAACAACAGCGGCAGCAAAUGUAUGCCAGUCAUCAUCAGGCUCAACUGUCAAAGAGAAAACACGUGUGGGACAUACAACCCCAGUCUCUAUUUUUCUACUCACAUAUAUACAAAGAGGCGGCGACAGACAAAGCGACGAUAGCUCAAGAAGAGCUGACAGCGAUUCGCAUCCUGAAAAUUGGACCGAUCAUGAAGCUAAUGACGCACCAAGUACUGUAGCCGGAUCGCCUCCUAAAUCCGAGCACCCGCAGUAUCACCAGCACUCGAACAAAAAUGAAAACUCUGACCGCCGAAGCAGGCUCUUUGCCAGAGACCGAGGUACGCCUGGAAGCAAUAAAUCUAAAAAGCAAAGCCUAAGCGUUGAUCUUAAGCCGUCAGUAGAGCUGAAUAAUUCCGAGCCGAGAAAAGCCCUUGUUGAGCAAUUGAGCCGCGUACUGCCCGAUGACUCAUUACCGGAAGCAGUAUCUUUAGUUUCUCUAGCAGAUCCUGGCGGUGCUGUUCUAGCAGCCCGGCUUCAAGAACGCAAUCUACGAGUUCUUACAACUGCCUCGCCAGCGGAUAUCCGCGCAACCUUCACCUGUCUAAUCGCGAGGAUACAAAAAUUUUGUAAUAGUUCAGCAAAACCACCUGCGCCAAUAAAAGUAGUGAUAGCUGGUGGAGAUAGUUUCGUAAACGCCGUUUUAAGGCAUUACGUAGAUUUGUUGAGCUUCAGACCUCCAGACUGGCAAAGUUAUCUGCGUUUUUUGAUAGUACCAUUGGGUUCCAACUCGCUAGCCAAGUACCUUGGGUCUAUCGACAGCAAGUACUCGAUGCUGUUUGGGGAAGAAUGGCGAGAGUUGCUGGAGCGUGAAGCCAGCGGAGCGAGUGAAGGCGCAGCUCGUGUGUCUGAAUACUUAGCAGCAACUGGGCCUACUCUUUUACUACCAAUCGCCGAGGCCAUGGUCACGUACAGGGAGACAGACGACAGCAGUCAAAUAUUCAUUCCAUUUGUAAACGACGUGCGCGUCGGGUGUCCUGACAGCAGCACUUCCGCUUCAGUUGACCUUGAAGAAGGUGCAGCAGUGUCCUCGGGGUCGCCGCCAUCCUUGCCGCCGCCCAGUCUGGCGAUACCACCGCCCGGUAAAUUAACUCCUCCGAGCAGUCCAAAUGUCAGUCAGCCACGUGACGGCUGGGAGCCAGUUGAACUUCAACUUGACUACUGGAGCAAGCCAACAUUGGGUGAUAAAGGCAAGAGCACACUGCGUCAAGCUUUCAGGGCGUUACAUGUCCAGAGAUUACCAACAAUGGGAGAGAAUCCUGGACCGUAUCUUUCUAUGAAUUACACGACUAAAGAGAAGAAACAGAAAAUAAUGAGACUGGGUAAGAAAAAAGAGAAAGAGAAAGAGAACGAGCCCAAGAGCCAGGCAGUGGAUGGCGUGACUCGACUCAUUUGCUCCGCUAAAACUCACAACAUUCCAUGGAGAGUUACUAUUGACGGAACAGAGUGGUACGGCGUUAAAUUCUUCCAACUCUCGGCGCAAUGGCAAACGCAUAUUAAGACGUUCCCGGUAGCAAUGCUUAUAUACAACCCGCUCCAACAAACCGCAAGUCUCACCUGAAUUUCAAAGUCUCCCUAUUAAAUGCUUGAAUUAUUCCUUAAUUUAUUUAGGAUUGAAAUUCGUUAGAAUCGAUUUAGCUGUUCGUCACGCUGAUUAAUUUAAGCCCUUGGGGAUCAGCCCGUGGUACUUUUAAUGAUGAGUUUGUGACGUUUUUUUUUCUUCUUUCCAAUAUCGAGUUUUAUUAACACGUAAUGUGGACUUUGAAGCUCUUAACUAUUACUCGAUAACGAGUUUUCCUAAGACUUCUUUUAUGUUUAUAACUCUAUUUUGUUUUCGUUUUCUUUGUUGUUUUUUUUUUCCAUCGUUAUGAAUUAUAAGUUAGCUAAAAGCUGUUUUUAUAAUACAAUUAUUGAUUUUAUUCAAAUGUUUUCUUCCCAAUAUACUUUUAAAGUAUUAUUUUUUGAUUAAAAAAGUUUUGUUUUUUAUCUUAAGUAUAUAUUUAUAUUAUAAAUUCACAAUUUUCGCGAUAGAAAUUAGAAUUUAAAAAAAUAUCAUUCCUUCAUAAAAUUGAGUAUCUAAAAAAGUAAAUAAUUUUACAAUAGGUACGUCUAAUUUUUAAAGCGAAUAAUAUUUAAUAAAAUAAAAUUAUUUGCUAUAAAUUCUUUCGAGCAACGUAGUGGGUUGCAAUGACUGCCUAAUGCCAAAUUAAUGAA